UAUAAAUACACCCUCUCCCAUCUUCACCCCCACCAAACAUGGCAAACCUCACACUCACACUUUUCAUUCUCGCUGUCCUCUUCCUCGCCGGAACUAUCACCGCCGACUACAUUACUUCUUCUUGCACAGCCACCACCUACCCUCGUUUAUGCGUCCAGUCUCUUUCUCCCUACGCAGAAACUAUCAAACACAACCCGGCUGAGUUGGCUCGGUUUGCGUUGAACGUAACCCUAAACCAGUCUGAAUCGGCCCAAUCUUUCCUCCAGAAGCUGACGGAAUCCAAAUGGUUGAACUCCCGUGAGCGUUCCGCUGUGGGAGAUUGCUUGGAGGAAGUUAAUGACAGUUUGGACCGGGUCAGAAAUUCAAUCCGUGAACUCAAUAGCGUGGAUCGGUUCAAAGGUCGGGAGUUCCUCUUGCACAUGAGCAAUGUUCAGACAUGGAUUAGCUCAGCCCUAACCGACGAGAAUACUUGUAUGGAUGGGUUUUCCGGUCAGGAAAUCGGGGGCCCGGUCCAAAGUUCGGUUCGGAUCCAGAUCAGUGAUGUUGCACAUUUUACAAGUAAUGCUCUUGCAUUAAUUAACCAUUACCUGAUAUGAUUUUAGUUUUAGGUUGUUAUAAGUUUGAGCCUAUUUUUCGUUUUUUUGAGCUUGUGAUACAUCAUAAUGUACAAAAGAAAUUAUAUGUUUGAAGAUGCUACAAUAAUAUGGUCUAGUGGUACUACGAACCCUAUUGAAAUAGGAUAAAAAAAAGGUGGAUGUUCACAGACAUGGCUAUGCCCUUAAGUCUGUUAGAGUAGAGAUGGUAGAAUGACUGCUUCGGUAUUUGAAAAACAAGAACCCGGUUUGAUGAGGUAACGUAUAUAAAGUUUUUGAUUUAAUUAUGUAUCAACAUAUAAUCCGAUUUAUUUCGUGGUCCAUUAUAUAUAAUGAUGAACUCUUUUUCUUCACAA
Messenger RNA from Lactuca sativa (garden lettuce), 949 nucleotides. RefSeq names its product 21 kDa protein. Gene Ontology annotation, molecular function: enzyme inhibitor activity. Gene Ontology annotation, biological process: negative regulation of catalytic activity. The record is from RefSeq and is a predicted model, not a curated record. Lineage: Eukaryota; Viridiplantae; Streptophyta; Magnoliopsida; Asterales; Asteraceae.